Molecule: messenger RNA, 2033 nt
Organism: Armigeres subalbatus
Lineage: Eukaryota; Metazoa; Arthropoda; Insecta; Diptera; Culicidae
Gene: Ing3
Product: inhibitor of growth protein 3
Exons: 5
Coding region: 138-1706 (522 amino acids)
Biological process (GO): regulation of DNA-templated transcription
Cellular component (GO): NuA4 histone acetyltransferase complex
Source: RefSeq, a predicted model, not a curated record
AGUAGCAAAAGCAAACCAACAAAACAAACAUCUAAACAACAAUCAGUUUGGUGAAAUAUAAUUCGUGAUUUCUGUGAUAAAUCGGUCUUUAACUCACCUGGAUCCUGUGCGAAAACGUUCCUUGACACUGCCGGAAGAUGCUGUAUUUGGAGGAUUAUCUCGAAAUGAUUGAGCAUUUGCCUCAAGAACUUCGGGAUCGCUUUACGGAAAUGCGAGAAAUGGAUCUUUCUGUACAAAACAACAUUGACUCCCUGGACAAACGUGCACGCACCCUCUUCCAGCAGUGUCGUCGUGGUGAGCUUAUUGGCAAUCAGGCUGAUUCGGAGUUCGAUUCUAUCCGCAAAGACUACUACCGGGUGCUGGAAGACUCGGACGAAAAGGUACAGUUGGCUGGUCAGAUGUAUGACCUGGUCGAUCGCUAUCUCCGCCGGUUGGACAGCGAGCUGUACAAAUUUAAGUGCGAACUGGAGGCGGAUCACAAUGGAAUAACGGAAAUUCUGGAGAAGCGUUCACUGGAGCUGGAUUCCUCCACCAGUAAUGGAGGACUGAAUCAGAAGGAAAACAGAUAUUUUGAUACGCUGACCGGAAUUUCGAAUGCGAUUUCCAGUUCAACCGCCGCUCGGGUUGAAAGCCGAUAUACUAUCAAGCCGGAGAAACGCCGCGAAAGCAGUAUGGUGUCCCUAUCGUCGUUGGGUGGCGCUCCGCCAGAGAAGCGUCAGGCGGUGGCCACCGCCAGCGCCAGUAUUGCGAGUAGUCCUUCAGUCCGUCCGACUACGCCGAAUGUUGCAGCUACCAGCGAUUCAUACCACAAGCUUCCUCCGACCAGUUCCGUCGCGCCCAGAGCUACCUCUUCGGUGGCCUACAAUUUGCAACAGUUCGGGGCGGGUAAUGUCAUUGCGGCUGCUGCCAGCCAAGCCAUAGCUCAGACCCAACAGAUGCAACAGGGUAGGAGAACCGCCAGCUUGAAGGCAUCGUACGAAGCUAUUCAUGGCGCCGGGGGGACCGGAACGGGACCGCACGAUUUGCUAAUCAACAGGGAGCUGGCGGGGGCAACGCACAAUGCGCUGCAGGCUGUUGAUCGUGAAACGAGUAAUGCGUUCUCUAAUCAGCAGAGGAGACAACAUAAGAAGAAACUGACCGCAAAUACUUCGGCUGCAGCCACACUGUUACAAGCACACCAGAAGCAGCAGCACUCAGCCGCCCUCAGUCCUAACCUGUCCUCCCCGUCUCUAGAUCUUUUAGAGCCCUCGGUGCCGGGAGUGCUGUCCGGGGUGGGAGCGGGCUCCCUCGGUGUGGCAGGCGGGACUUCGGUUGCCCCGUCCGGCAGCGGAUCGGGUGGUCUCGGGAUAGGUGGUGUUGGUGGCGGUGUCGGCAUCGGUGCCGGUAUCGGAACCAGUUCCGGUGGAUCGGCACAUACGGCUCACCUGCCGGGUGGCCCCCCGCUGGGACCGAGCGUGGUGCUCAACGAGAACGGCAUGGUGGUGGAGCAGACCCCGGAGGGCGAGUGGACCUACGAUCCGAACGAACCGCGCUACUGCAUCUGUAAUCAGGUCUCGUACGGCGAUAUGGUUGCAUGCGAUAAUGAGGAUUGUCCCUUCGAGUGGUUCCACUAUCCGUGUGUGAACAUCACAUCGACGCCGAAGGGCAAGUGGUACUGCCCGCAGUGCAGCAGCUCGAUGAAGCGACGCGCCUCUCGGAAGAACUAAUGAUGCACGUGGCGACCGGGAGCGCGGUACAUGGAUACGGUAAUUUGGCAAUUCAUCGUUCCAGAGCAUGCCGUAGCAUUGCUGCUAAUACCUACAAGAAAUUUAUAUUGUUGGGCGUGCGCCCCAUGUUCGUGUGUAUUCCUAUGUGGGCAGUAUAUUGGCGUUCUUCGACUCAAAGUUUAUUUAAUUAGCCCGUCCAUUUAGGACGAUGAGUUUACAUAAUUUCCACACCUUGGCUAAUUCUUAAUAGCAAGCUAAAGUAUAUUGAAUGGGAAUCUAUCGAAUAAUAAUAGUCAAAUUAAAUACUAACCAGCCGAACCUAUAGAA